CUCCUUUUACCAUCACCGUACCAACAAAAUGGGAAAAGUUCACGGAUCUCUCGCUCGUGCCGGUAAAGUUAAAUCUCAAUGCCCCAAGGUUGAGAAGCAAGAGAAGCCCAAGCAACCCAAGGGCCGUGCUUACAAGCGCCUGCUUUACGUUCGUCGCUUCGUGAACGUUACCAACAUGGUCGGCGGCAAGAGAAGAAUGAACCCUUCCUCUUAGGAUGCUUCUAUGAAUUUAUUCUCAAAAAACCGUUGCAUACUUUCCUAAAAGAAUUGAAUAGUAGUACUGGUUCACCGUUCAUGAGCUUUGAGUUGUGUAAUUCGUGUGUCUUGUCCUCUUCCACCCUAUUCUGCUGCAGCAGGCUAGCACGCAUUGUUCCUUCCAGAAGACC
Molecule: messenger RNA, 386 nt
Organism: Schizosaccharomyces japonicus yFS275
Lineage: Eukaryota; Fungi; Ascomycota; Schizosaccharomycetes; Schizosaccharomycetales; Schizosaccharomycetaceae
Product: 40S ribosomal protein S30
Exons: 3
Coding region: 29-214 (61 amino acids)
Biological process (GO): translation
Cellular component (GO): ribosome; cytoplasm
Molecular function (GO): structural constituent of ribosome
Source: RefSeq, a predicted model, not a curated record